Limanda limanda (common dab) is the source of this 674-nucleotide messenger RNA. It is a transcript of the gene hddc3, whose product is annotated as HD domain containing 3. Bases 58 to 600 code for a protein of 180 amino acids. Gene Ontology annotation, molecular function: guanosine-3',5'-bis(diphosphate) 3'-diphosphatase activity. The transcript is spliced from 4 exons. NCBI's taxonomy places the organism in Eukaryota, Metazoa, Chordata, Actinopteri, Pleuronectiformes, Pleuronectidae. The record is from RefSeq and is a predicted model, not a curated record.
ACCCCUCUACUUCCGCUGGUGCUGCGCUUAACGCAGUGGUGACUUCCUGUUUGGAUCAUGAACCCGGACGCGCUGCUGCUGCUGGAGACGGUUCACUUCUCUGCGGAGAAACAUCGCGACCAGCGGCGGAAAGACAAGGAGCAGACUCCGUACAUCAACCACCCCAUCGGAGUAGCAAGAAUCCUGAGCCAUGAAGGAGGCGUCACAGACAUCGAGGUUUUGCAGGCUGCUCUGCUGCACGACACCGUGGAGGACACGGACACCACGCACGCCGAGCUCCAGAGCAAGUUUGGAGCGAGCGUGGCCCACAUCGUCCAGGAGGUGACCGACGACAAGGCUCUACCCAAAGAGGAGAGGAAGCGCCAGCAGGUGGAGCACGCGGCUCACUGCAGUCAUCAGGCCAAGCUGGUGAAACUGGCUGACAAGCUGUACAACCUGAGGGACCUGAGCCGCUGCACACCUGUCGGUUGGACAGCGGAGCGGGUGCAGGAGUAUUUUGAUUGGUCCUCAGAAGUGGUGAACGGCCUGAGAGGAACCAGCUCGGCUCUGGAGGAGAAGCUGGACGAGCUGUUCACACACAGACGCGUCUCAACAAACUGAAAACUGAAGAACUCCCUCCCAGAUACAUUAAAACUAUAUUCAUUAAAAAAAUGGAAAUAAAUCUUUACUUCUUA